AGUCUCCGCCUUGCAGCUCGCAACUCGCAGCUCGCAGUGUGCCCGCCGCCCCUGCCCGCUCCGCCUUCUCGCCGCCGACGCCGCCACCAUGCCCAACUUCGCCGGCACCUGGAAGAUGCGCAGCAGCGAGAAUUUCGAUGAGCUGCUCAAGGCACUGGGUGUGAAUGCCAUGCUGCGGAAGGUGGCCGUGGCGGCCGCGUCCAAGCCGCACGUGGAGAUACGCCAGGACGGAGAUCAGUUCUACAUCAAGACCUCCACCACGGUGCGCACCACCGAGAUCAACUUCAAGGUCGGAGAAGGCUUCGAGGAGGAGACUGUGGACGGGCGCAAGUGCAGGAGUUUACCCACUUGGGAGAAUGAGAAUAAGAUCCACUGCACACAGACGCUUCUGGAAGGCGAUGGCCCCAAGACCUACUGGACCCGGGAGCUGGCCAACGACGAGCUCAUCUUGACAUUUGGCGCCGACGAUGUGGUCUGCACGAGAAUUUAUGUCCGGGAGUGAAGGUGACCAGCUGGCUCCU
Molecule: messenger RNA, 521 nt
Organism: Ochotona curzoniae (black-lipped pika)
Lineage: Eukaryota; Metazoa; Chordata; Mammalia; Lagomorpha; Ochotonidae
Gene: CRABP1
Product: cellular retinoic acid binding protein 1
Exons: 4
Coding region: 89-502 (137 amino acids)
Biological process (GO): fatty acid transport
Cellular component (GO): nucleus; cytosol
Molecular function (GO): fatty acid binding
Source: RefSeq, a predicted model, not a curated record